Messenger RNA from Trichoderma aggressivum f. europaeum, 468 nucleotides. RefSeq lists its product as uncharacterized. Bases 1 to 468 code for a protein of 155 amino acids. Lineage: Eukaryota; Fungi; Ascomycota; Sordariomycetes; Hypocreales; Hypocreaceae. The transcript is spliced from 2 exons. The record is from RefSeq and is a predicted model, not a curated record.
AUGGCUGCAAACACAAAGCUAAACGUCCAGUCGUUUCCUCGCCCGCCGCGGCUGGAAAAGAUGCCUCGGCAUGUCCGCAUCACGUACAAGAACAUCGAGAUUGCCGAUACGAAGGAUGCGUUUUGGGUGCUGGAAACGCAUCAUUCGCCAAGUGCGUUUCCUCUCGUCAAGGUGCCUCUCAAGCCCACCGCCCGCUCCAGCUGGUGCGAGUGGAAAGGCGCAGCAACGGACUACAGCAUCGCCCUCCCGGACGGCACCGUGUCCAACCGCAUCUGGUCGUACAACAGGCCGACGUCCGGGUUUGAGCCCAUCGGCGGGUACCUGAGCUUCUACGCUGGCCCGUGGGACUGCUUCGUCGACGGCGAGCGCGCAGAGCCUCAGCCGGGCGAUUUCUACGGCGGAUGGGUGACGAGCGAGAUUCGAGGCAUCGUCAAGGGCCGGACGGGCAAUCUGGAUCCCGUCGUCUGA